Molecule: messenger RNA, 1407 nt
Organism: Marasmius oreades (fairy-ring Marasmius)
Lineage: Eukaryota; Fungi; Basidiomycota; Agaricomycetes; Agaricales; Marasmiaceae
Exons: 8
Coding region: 1-1407 (468 amino acids)
Source: RefSeq, a predicted model, not a curated record
AUGUUCAAAAAAGCAUCUCACUUGAAUUUUGGAACUGCGAACUUGAGCAUCGUCCACGGAAAUCAGAACGUCAAUACGUACUACCUACAGCAUGCACAUCAAGUACCUGGUCCGGGGGAGGAAGAAUGGAAAGUGAAGCUGUAUCGGGAGUAUGACCGAAUCCCUGCAGGGAGAAUCAAGAUCCUCGAAACCCUCACUGAAAACGAAGUCUGGCGAGAAAAAUAUGAAGACGAUUCUGUAAAUCUCAGUUGGGACGAAAGACGGGACAGGUCGAGAGCGAAACGGACUGCACAUCUGGCUUGCCUUGUCGAAGGGGUGAAAGAGUCUUUGCCGUUCAUAAGUAUAACGUACACUGGACCCGAUGCGCAAAAGGUAUUCAAGCGGGAUUGCCUCAGGUAUUCACGAAACCGAUAUGGAAAUUUCGUACAGUUACGAGGUUUUAAUGACUCGGAUAUUCCGAUGGUCCUAUUUCACGAAGAACUUAUUCUAGUACAACAUAUUCAACGGCACCAUAAUAAAUCAAAAGCUCUGCACUGCUAUAUCACUCUCCAAGCCAGCGCUGCAUUGUGGAAUUCGCUUGAAGGGUGUCCGACGGAGCGGAUUUCAUAUGGCUGCUCCAAUGUGUGGAUUCAACCAAGAAAUGGAAGAAUAUCUUUUGGCCCACAGGGACCUACGCCUGAUUUCUUUGACGUCGACCCUUAUCCCGAGUGGCAGCUCGAAAGUUGCCCAGACAUUCCGGUUCUUCACCCUGCGACGUACAACGCCGAUUGUAUCACUGAGUACCUGAUCAAGUAUUGCCCGGAUCAAAUUAUCUUGGACGUUUUCGCCUUUCCAGGCCCACUGAACCACAUGUAUCCAAAAAUAGAAGACUGGCUGCGUCAUAGAUGUCAAGUUUGGACUCGUUCUUCUGGCCGUCCGUUUGCAAGAUUCCGGUCCGGAUGGACGUACGAAACAGAUUAUUGCUGGUUUGCCAAAGAGCAUCUCCACCCAAUCGCCAUGGAAGAUGGAAGGACACGCUUUUCGGUGAUGCAAAGGAAAAUCUUUUCCUUUUGCUGGUUCAGAUAUGGAGUAGAUAUGCCAUGGAAUCAGCAAUGUUGGGCUUGGCUAUCCCAAGCAUGCAGCAUUUUCAGCACACUGAAUAUUCCAAAGGGUGAAUGGGCAGACUACCAACUCAUGUACUCGAUUGACUUGGACCUUCAUCUCGAAUUUUCUGAUUACGAGGUCGAAGACGACUUUGACUUGGCUCCCACAGUUAUUGAUAAUCAUCAAACUGAUGAUUGCUAUCUGUUUUUACACCCGCCGCCGCGUUUUCCUGAUGGAUCUCCCGACAUACAUGCUUGGAUAUCACGGAAGGACUUCUACUAUUACUCCUUGGAUCCUGACGGGAAAUCGGUCAUGACAGAAUAG